GUAACAGCAUCCGUCGUGAGUGGUACAUUGCAGCUCCACCGGCCCAGUGACCCACCACUUGCUGCCUGAUUCACUUAAACCGGCUCCAUUUUCCUUGCCGGAGCCAUCAGCAGUGGAAGACUCACAGGGAAAUAUACCUGUCGUAUUGAAUCAGUGACUGGAUCAAUCAAUCGGUGUGGAAAUGUUGAAGCUUUAUGUUUUUGGGGGUGCCGUGCCCCGCCCCUGGGUGCGUGUCCGAGGUUGAGGUUUGGCGGGGGCGGCCUGCUCAUCACCACAACAACGAUACCAAGUGCCGUGGACAGCAGCAGGUCGUGGGCGCGGUGGCUGUUGGUCCGUUGCGUGGAGCUCGCGUGACCCGUGUCGGCACAACAAAGUGAGAGCGAACACAAGCCUGGCCGUUCAGCAACAAUAGUGAGGGGCGGAGUGUGAGUGGCAUAGUGUGUGUGUGUGUGUGUGUGUGUGUGUGUGUGCGUGUGCGUGUGCGUGUGUGUGUGUGUGUGUGUCGUUUAGUGUGUGGCGGCGCUGUGCUCACCAUGCCGCGGCGCCCAGCCAUGGACAGCUUGUGACACCGUGAACACCACCACGUCCUGGAGUUGCUGGCGUGAUGCCUGGUGACCUGCAGUGAGCACCAUGGAAGACGACGGUGACGGCAAACUCAUCGCGGAGGACGAGGUGAAGUGGGAGGUGCGUGAGGCUGGUGACAAUCCCGAGGCGCCCGAGCUGUGCCCGCGCCUCAUGGUGGCCAGGAAGAGCCUCACUCGGUGCAAAGGCGUGGAGGAGUCCUUCGAGGGCGAGAAUGACCCCUGCCUCCCUAAGGAACAAGGAGAGACCUACGAGAAUGAGAGCUUCGAGGACCCUUCCUGCCAAGGCAGUAUUAAUACCACCCGGUCUCCUGACUCCCUCAGGGUCUCCAAGCGCGCCUCCAGUCCCGGGGCGACGUCCACCAAAGCCAGCCAGGGAGAGACGGAGAGCCUCACCCCACACUCCCCCGCCACGCCCCACACGGACAAGGGCAGCAGCUGCCGCAGCAGUGUAAGCAGCGCUGACGGGGUGGAGUCUGGCCAGGUGGAUGCCGAUGGCUUUGAUGACAUCUCGGCGUCCAUGAGUGUUAUUCGCAUGGAAAAAUUUGCUUUGGAGAAGCGUCGCGUGUCGCGCAUCCUGCCUAAGUGUCUCCACCGGACCUUUGUGGACAAGGAUGUGGAGCAGUUGUUCCAAACGUAUCACGAGAGACAGCGCCGCACCGACCUGCACGUCCUGCUGGGUGUCGGUGUCACCUUCACCGUCUACAGCGCCGCCAUGUGUGUUCUGGGUGGCGUGGGGCCGCUGCUGCCCGCGCCCCUCGCCCUGGCGGCAGUCGGCAUCCUCAUGCUGCUGUUGAUGCUGCUGUGUCGAUUACACGUGUUCCCUGAGCGAUCCUGGACCUUCCUUCCCUAUCUGGCGUGGGCGCUCUUCUUGUCGGCCGUGGGCGUGUUCGUGUUUCUGGGCCUGCCCACGCCCGUACCACGCCAGGCCCUAAUGUGGCUCAUCCUGCUACACUUCAUGCUGUUUGUGGGUCUGCCUAUCCGCCUCCCCGCCUGCCUCCUGUUGACCUCUUUCACUGCCGCCGCACACCUUGCCAGCUCCGCCCUCCUCGUACCCGAGGGACAACGCCUCACCCUCCAGGUGUGUGCCAGCCUGGUGCUGCUGUCCGCAGCCACGCUGCUCGGCCUCAUGUCCUACUUCUUCGCUGACAAGAAACAUCGCCGCGCCUUCCUGGAGACGCGACAAUCCCUGGAGGUGAAGAUGGUCAUCGAGGAGCAGUCCAAGGAGCAGGAGCGGCUGUUACUCUCCGUCCUGCCGCAGCACGUCGCCGAGACCAUGAGGCAGGACCUGGGGCGCGGCGGCGAUGGGCAGUUUAAGAAGAUCUAUAUGAGCCGCCACGAGAAUGUAAGCAUACUGUUCGCUGACAUCGUGGGCUUCACCGCUAUCUCCUCCACCUACACGGCCUCGGAGCUUGUGAAGAUGCUCAACGAACUCUUUGCUCGAUUUGACGGUCUGGCAGAGAAGUACGACCAGCUGCGCAUUAAGAUCCUCGGGGAUUGCUACUACUGUGUGUCCGGCGCCCCGAAGGAAAGGAGUGACCACGCCGUGAACUGUGUGCAUAUGGGCCUCUCCAUGAUCGACGCUAUCAAAUACGUGCGGGAGACUACGGGGUGUACGGUGGACAUGCGAGUCGGCAUUCACACAGGGGCGGUGCUGGCGGGGGUGCUAGGACAGAGGCAGUGGCAGUUCGAUGUGUACAGCAAGGACGUGGUGCUCGCCAAUAAGAUGGAGAGCAGUGGCAAGCCUGGUCGCGUACACAUCAGCAACAAGACCCUGCAAUACAUUGGCGGGGAGUUCGAGGUGGAGCCAGCGUAUGGGGAAAAGAGGGAAGACGCUCUGAGAGCCGCGGGACUCAAGACUUACUUUAUCUCCAAGGUCCUGCGCCCAUACAAACCACGGCCGUCACUUCAGAUGAUGAGGAAUGGUACCAAGAGCUCUUCGUCUCAACCUUCCCGGGACGUUCCCUCCGAAAACACAAUGGCCUCCAGGGACUCAACGACAUUCUCCACGGCGGACGAGGCCAGAAUCCUCAAGGCCCUGCAGGAAGGUAGACGUCCUGACUCCUCCUACAAACACAAGCUGAAGAGUGAACUAGUCAACCGCGAUGGCCGAAAGGACCUACUGAGCCAGACCAGCUGCCUCUCCCUGAGCUUCCGGGACAACAAGACAGAGCGCGCUUACCACCACCACCGCGAGACCUUCAGCGGCGCCGCCACCACCGCCGUGCCGCUGGUUGUGGUGUUGAUCGCCCUGGCCAGACUGCUCGUGAUGCCCAGGGCCGGUGGUGGAGUGGUGGUAUAUCUGCUGGCUGCUGUUCUGCUCAUCGCCAUGGCCUCAGUGUCUGCUGCUCGCUCCUUCCCAGUGAGAGUGUGUGAGGCCCUCCUGCAUGCCAGCGAUCGCGUGCAUUCGGUGGUGUGGCUGCGGGUCACGUGGUUUACCUCCCUGGUAGUGCUGGCCGCUACUGCAAACACUGUCGAUAUGUUCUUGUGCAGCGACCCGUUCACCGCCAUGGCCGCUGGUUCCGCCAACACCACAGAGGAGGACUUGCUGAUAGAGACAAAUGUGACCAACGCAACUGCCCAACUCACCGCAGACGAAGCGAGGGGAGCCAUGGCCUGCCCUCAUCCCGCCUACUACUCCUGCUUCUCCCUGCUCAUCCUGCUGGCUGCCUCCCUGUUGGCACAAGUGAGCUACAUGAUCAAGAGCGCGGUGAUGGUGGUGGUGGCGGCCGUCCAGUGUUCCAUGAACCUAUUGAUGCUGUGGAAACUGCAGCACAACAGCGACCAGGGGUACGUGUGGGAGCCUGUCAGUCUGUCGGUGGAGUUGAGUCUCAUCACUCUGCUCCUCAUCACCCUCAACAGACAGACAGAGAAAACCUCCCGUCUGUUGUAUCUGUGGCGGCGGGAGGUGGAGGAGCAGAGGGAACGUGCAGCAGACAUCAGGCAGAGGAAUGAAGCGCUGGUGUACAACAUUCUGCCGCAGCAUGUCGCAACUCACUUCAUGGGGAUCAGGAAAAAGAAACACGAGGAGCUGUAUUCCCAGAGCUAUGAGGAGAUUGGUGUCCUUUUUGCCUCCAUGCCCAACUUCAGUGAUUUCUAUUCUGAGGAAUCCGUCAACAACCAAGGCCUGGAGUGCUUGCGUUUCCUCAACGAGGUCAUUUCAGAUUUUGAUCAGUUACUAGAAGCAACUCAGUUUCAUGACAUCAUUAAGAUUAAAACCAUCGGCUCCACGUACAUGGCUGCCAGCGGCCUCAACCCUUCCCGUCAGGUGAAGGAGGACGACCCAGUGAAGGUGAGGUGGGCUCAUUUGGCUCUGCUGGUGGACUUUGCGUUUGAGUUGGUGCGAGCUCUGCAGUCCAUCAACGAGCAGUCCUUCAACCACUUUGUGCUGAGAAUGGGAAUCAACCAUGGACCCAUCACUGCUGGCGUAAUUGGUGCUCGAAAACCACACUAUGACAUCUGGGGCAACACAGUCAAUGUAGCCUCCCGCAUGGAGUCCACGGGGAAAGCAGGCUGCAUCCAGGUAACUGAAGAAACUACUAAGAUCCUGCAACACUUUGGCUAUGUGUUUGAGCAGCGUGGCCUCAUAGCAGUGAAGGGCAAGGGUGAGCUGAUGACCUACUACCUGGUGGGAAGGCUGCCAGCCCACAGCAAGUGAAUGGGGAGUCGCUGGACUAUUCCCGCGCUGAUGAGGAAACGAAAACUUGAGAACAUGAGGCUGUGUAACAAGUACCAGUAUGAGGUGACCCCCAUCACCCACCAGUCCCCAUAACCCCACCCGAGCAUGGCUGUAGAUUCUGCAGCCCUCUGCACUAUCACAACGUCAAGUAUUUCACUUAUAUACAUAUAUUUAUUUGCUUUAAACACACACACACACACACACACACACACACACACACACACACACACACACACACACACACACACACACAGCCUCGUGUCUCAAUGCUAAAAGGGGGUGAGUCUGUGUUGGCCGCCAUGGCUGCUAUAGAUUUGAAUUCCACUAGGGGCUGGUCACCUCUGGGAUUUUUCCGCCGAUAAGCUGAGCAGUUACUCUCUCCCAUGACCAGGAUGUGUGGUGUGUGAGCUCAGUCUUACCCGAAGAUCGGUAAUAAUGAACUCUAAGCUACCACUAAAAGGGUAACGGCUGGUACUUGCGAGUCCGCUCGUGACCUGGCUUUGUUGAGCGCACAUGUGCACACACACACACACACACACACACACACACACACACACACACACACACACACACACACACACACACACACACACACACACACACACACACACACACCACCACCACCACCACCACCACAACAACAACAACAACAACAAUUUUAGCUCAUAUCUUAGAUACUACUUUGUGAAAAGAUAAGUCUACUUUUUAUGUACAGUAUCUAUUUAGAUUACAUCUCUUCUAUAUACUAGUUCAUUAACGAAAUAGACUUUCAUUUGUACAUUCAAAAGUAGGAUUCACUAACAAAUGUACUUCAUCAUUUUGAAUCCACACAUUUAACAUUUAGUAACACUGAAGCCUUCUUCUUGAAUCACGACUUACCCUACAUUCCACAUGGGGCCAGAAGAGGCCAGCACAGUAACUGCUGGCCUGAACCUUUUAACAUGAACCAAGGUAGAUAGGAUUUGUUUUUAGAAGUGAUACACUUAUGUGGGAAACUUUAAUGAGGGGAAAAAUUAAAAGGCAUCUUCCACACAACACAAACCCUCAGCUGCACAAUUUGAUAAACAUGUGACAGACAGUUUUGUGUAUGCUUAAAGUUCAGAUUGAACAAACUGAUGUAAAGGAAGAUGCAUGUGAUUGUGAUACCAGUGAAUAUUUUUGAAAAGUUAUUUUUUUUCUGGGAAAGAUGUUAUUUAUGUCAGGUCUUGUAAAAUAACAUAAAGUCUGAAUCUUUAUUGACUAGUCAAAAUUUAUCAUUUUUUGACUAGAAGUGUUAUCUGUGAUUCGCUAGUGUAAAAUGUAACUGCCAACUGUUUUGAAUGAUUCUGCUCUUAUCUAAGGGUUGAAUCACAGAAUCUCUAGAAAAAUAAGACAGUGACUGCUGUAGUUAUUAUGACUCCAUGUGUGUCUGUAAAACAAUCCAUUGAUAUGUGUUGUCCUCUUCCCACUGAUGCUCCCUGAUGCUUGUGUUGUAUCAGCGUAAAUAAACGUGUCGAAUGUGACUGUAUAGAACCAGUUGAACUAUUAAAGCUUUGGAUGUCUUUCAUGCUGGGCCGGAGAAAGUACCUACUUAAGACUAUUCUCUGUAGUUGAGACAAAACUUGGGUCAUCCUUUCUUCAAAUUCACAUACUUUCCGCUUUACAGUGUUAGUGAACAGAAAAUGAUGUAUCAAAAUAAUAAAAUUUUCACAACAGCCUGUCUGAUGAACCAGGAUGCUCACAGGAGUCUGGAACUUACUCCGAGGACCAAUAAACCAAUCUCCCCAGCAUGAUGACACAAGAAGUAUAUGAGAAAACAAGCUAGAAAGAAGCUUCGAGGUUUUCAUUCACAUUGUAACACAUGUUGGUGCCCAAUGAGAGCAGCAGACACUUUGCUUAAUGACGGUGCAGAUCAGUACUCCAGAUAAGAGGUGCGCACAUGUUUCAUAUAUCUGCAGUUUGACCACUACUUUUAAUUAAAGAAGCAUUGCAUACACAGAGCCCGGUUGAUAUCAUUACACUACUUACUUUUUAAUUAAGUUGUGCAAGGUAAAAAAAGUUUAUUCACUGUAAGAAUCAGUUUCAUCAUCAUUAUUAUCAUUAUCUUUACAGUCACCAUCGCCAUCAUCUGCAUUAUCAGCACCGCCAUCAUCAUCAUCAUUUGUAAAAUAGGCACACAUACAAACCAUACACCUUUUAGCUCACACACCAGCUUCAUUAAGAAAGGUUUUCCAAAAUAAAUUAACACAGAACUACCUGUCCUAUUCCAAACUGGUCUUGUCAGCUUAUCAGAUUGAUUAGUUUAUUCCAGAAUCAAGCUUGAUGUCAAAUUGUUUCUCCUGUACAUUGGUUAAUACAAGUGAAAUAUCUCUUUAAUAUACUAGUAAUUUGAUAUUGAAGGGAUUCUCUCUUCUGGCGGAGACUGAUUAAUAAUUAUAAUUUGUAUUGAUAAUUUCAUGUCUAUCCAGUCAGUUGUUCCUUUACUUUUCCUUGUAGCAUUCACGUUCUAGAAGCCAUUUCAUAUUAAUCAGAAGAAAUCUGAUACUUUGAAUUUUCAGCUAUAGAUCUUGGGAGCAUCAAACCAGGGACCACAGGUUGCAAGAGCAAUCAUUGUAGUCACUUGCUAAAAGUGACAUAUCUCUUAGCUAUAGGUAACACCAGGUAAUUGGGCAAAUAGCCUUAUAAACAACUAUAUCGAUAUAUAUGUAUGUAGUACAUGAUCCUGUGAAAAAUUUUGUUAUGCAAAGCAUUCUGACUGGAAUUUUGUUUGAUAUUUGUCUUGUAACUGAAAACUAAAAUUGUAAUCAGCAUAACCAUGAAGAUAUGAAUUUCACUGUUGCACAUGUGUUUUAGCAAAGCUAUGUAGCAUUUACAAACUUCCACUAUUACAUUAUAUAGAACUUUGAACUACAAUCCAACUCAGAUAAUGUCCUAACUUUCAGCCUUCAGGAUGUUUUCAUUGAUACUCCAAACACUGACUUAUCAUUGUUUAAUUCUGAUACAAACUGUCUGCUUACCAAGGGUGUAGUUUAUCUUAUCAAAAUUUAACAUCUAUCACUUUAUUAUCAGGAGCAACUAGCCUUUGGGAAUCAAAUGCUGAAGCAGAUUAUGGAAGAUAAUGCUGUAAGUACAAAGAUAUUCAUAGAGGUGAGGUACACAUACAUAAUUAGCUAGGUUAGUUUUAAAUAACCAAGUUAUUACUGAAAGAGGUUGGCCCAUCAUGUGUAAUGUCUUUUGUUUUGAAACCAUGAAAAAAAACUUACUCAAAUAAUCAAGUGUGUGUAGGAUACAUGGAAAUCAAACUUGUGAUAGUAAGAAAUGAGUUGAUGUUGAUGGUGGUCACUGAUUCAUUUAGCUAAUAUUAACAUUUUAUUCACUUCAUUAUUUCAUUUGCCAAGAGGCAUUUGCCAUAACCUUGCAGGUAUAUAUACAACAUUUCUUCAAAAUUAAACAAUUCCUGAAAUGUUUAAUGUGGAAGUGAUAAGAGAGCGAUGGUGUUUCAAAGUAGUAUCAGCCUUGCACCUAUUUUUGUCACAAAGAUUCAUGGUGGUUUCAGACCCUGCAACCACGAACACCCAAAGCUUUCUACUUCUCUCCACCGCACAGGCCAGGCACAGGCCACCGCACAGGUGCCUUAGUGCCCCACAAUAAGUCUUCCUUAGUGCCUGUUAGUAACCAUCCUCUCACCGGGUUGCAAGGAGUACAUUAAGGGUACAACAGGCUGACCUUGAUAUCAUUCGCUUGAAGAACGUGUUAGUGCUGACCGCGUACAGAGCAGUAAAGUCCGUAGAUUUACAAACUUUCCAUGUAAGAAAUCCAAGAACUGGAAUGACGUAAAGAAAAAAAAAAAAAACAUACAUUUCUUCGAUGAAACAUUACAAAUAUCCUCCAUCAGACACAUCACAAACGUUUCUCUUCCUCCAUGGGCCCAAAUACCGUUCCACUUCCAAAAUAAAUAGAUAUGUUGAAAAAAAAAAAAAUGGCGUCAGUUAGACACCACAGGCAUUCACCCUCACCCCCCACAAGAUAUACAGGUCCAUUAUUCAGUGAUCUUUGCUGCGGCGUUGUGGUAAUCAACAGUGUUUAGUACAGGAGCAAUGUUACAAUUCUGACCAAUGACGAAGUUAGUUUUUAAUAAUGAUGGUAUGCUGGCCAUCGUCUCCCCAAAGUGCGGGCGCCAACAACGGUUAGCAUUCCAGUGGAAGACAAGACGGUGCCGAGGUAUGCAGACGCGGCAUCCAAUCAAUAUUCAAAUUCAAUAAGCAUAUGGUGGGUUCUUCGCGGGAGGUGGGGUGACAUAUCGGUGGAAAAAGUAUAUACUAUUUUUUGAGAAUAUUUAGACUAUUUUUGUACAUAGCAUCUCUCUAUUUCUAUAACGGCUGACUUCAUGACAACCCUUCAAGGUAUAUUUAGGUAGGCAGGUGUCCCCGUAGCGUGGCGUGUCAUGGCUGCGGAGUGCAGAACCCUGCGCCCUGCCUCGGGCAAACACUAAUGAGGUGGGCCGGGGCAGCUGUUCCAGAAUACCACAGUGAAAAAUCUGUAUACAUGAAUUAUCCUGUGUAUUUCCUCACGAAGUAUGUAUACAAUAUGUAUAUGAGUAGGUUGUAAAUGUGUACUGCAGAACCAACAAUGUAGAUGAUUGUGUUAACGUCGUCAGCUGCUUCUUGUUCCUUUUCACGCGCAACCUGAGGUUGCUUGUGGUUCGUUAAGUGUCGCGAGAGUGUAAUAAAGUCAUGUGGCUCCA
This is a messenger RNA of Portunus trituberculatus (swimming crab), 8983 nucleotides long. RefSeq names its product adenylate cyclase type 3-like. The record is from RefSeq and is a predicted model, not a curated record. Gene Ontology annotation, molecular function: adenylate cyclase activity. NCBI's taxonomy places the organism in Eukaryota, Metazoa, Arthropoda, Malacostraca, Decapoda, Portunidae. Gene Ontology annotation, biological process: adenylate cyclase-activating G protein-coupled receptor signaling pathway; cAMP biosynthetic process; intracellular signal transduction. The coding region runs from base 631 to 4239 and encodes 1202 amino acids. Gene Ontology annotation, cellular component: plasma membrane. The transcript is spliced from 22 exons.